UCGUGUAGCAAAGCGUAGACAUAGCAACGCAGAUAAUGUUAUUGAGUCAAAUAAAACACAUACAUUAAUGCUGCGUUGGUGGUAAAUAUCAGGCGUGCCGUAUACGCGUUUCGAGGGUAAUAAUUUGCAGAACAUCUAGGCUGUGUGCACCGUUAUGCCUCGACGAAAGAGGGCCGCCUGCAGCAGCUCUGACGGCACAGAGGACUCGGACUUCUCAGCUGAACACACAGACAGCUCGGAGAGCGACACUCAUGCGGUGAAGACCACUCGCCUCACACGCUCCUCACUCCGUCUCAGCCAGAGCUCCCAAGCCUCAACUGAGGUGGUAGUGGACUUCUCAGCGCGCCGCGUGACCCGUAGCCAGCGCCAGGAGGAGCCGGUCGCGCCCAAAAAAUACCCUCUGCGCCAGAAUCAGGCGGAGAGCGAACAGCACGGAGACGUCUCAGAGGGAGACAUUUAUUUUGCUUUUACGGAAGGAGUCUCCUGUUUCAGGGCUAAAGCUCCUUUAAGACAGAUGAGGAUUUUACGCUUUCAUGCGUCAGAGGCGAAGCAAAACGAGUCUCCUCCCCGCACCCCCACCGGACAGACGCGCUCCUCAGAGUCCGACGUCUCCAGCCCUAACGCCUCCCAGGACGAGAGGCUGGCUAAAGAGCUGUCCAUCAAGGAGUCAGGCCACACCCAUCGGCCCAAACGUCGCCGCUUUCACGAGAGCUACAAUUUCAACAUGAAGUGUCCGACACCAGGGUGUAACUCUCUCGGCCAUUUGACCGGGAAGCACGAGAGACACUUCUCCAUCUCCGGCUGUCCCCUUUAUCACAACCUCUCAGCCGACGAGUGCAAGGUGAAGGCGAGCUCUCGUGAUAAGCCUGCGGAGGUGAGGACGCUGUCCCAGAGCCAGGACGAGAACCGACACUCCACACGCCAUCAGAUGCGCUACAAAGAGAAAGUGACGGAGAUGAGGAGGAAAAGAAACAACGCCGCGGUCAAGGAGCAGAAAGACAAAGACUUAGUGGACCCACAGAGCCCAAGCUGUACCCGUGAGCCGCUGUUGGAGAACAUUACAAGUGAUUACGAUCUGGAGCUGUUUAGAAAAGCGCAGGCACGUGCCUCGGAGGAUCUUGAGAAAAUGCGUCUUCAGGAUCAGGUGACGGAGGGAAGCAACAUGAUCAAAACCAUCGUGUUUGGCUGUUACGAGCUCGACACAUGGUACCACUCGCCGUACCCAGAGGAGUACGCUCGCCUCGGCCGCCUCUACAUGUGCGAGUUCUGCCUCAAGUACAUGAAGAGCCAGACCAUCCUCAGGCGACACAUGGUGAAGUGUGUGUGGAAGCAUCCACCCGGAGACGAGAUCUACAGGAAAGGCGCCAUCUCGGUUUUCGAAGUAGACGGCAAGAAAAACAAGAUUUACUGCCAGAACCUGUGUCUCCUCGCCAAGCUCUUCCUGGAUCACAAAACUCUGUAUUAUGACGUGGAGCCGUUUCUCUUCUACGUCAUGACCGAGGCAGACAACACGGGGUGUCACCUCGUCGGCUAUUUCUCCAAGGAGAAGAACUCGUUCCUGAACUACAACGUGUCGUGCAUCCUGACCAUGCCGCAGUACAUGAGGCAGGGCUACGGCAAAAUGCUCAUCGACUUCAGUUAUUUGCUGUCGAAGGUUGAGGAGAAGGUGGGCUCUCCUGAGCGACCUCUCUCUGAUCUGGGUCUCAUCAGCUACAGGAGCUACUGGAAAGAGGUGCUGCUGCGAUACCUAUAUAACUUCCAAGGCAAAGAGGUCUCCAUUAAAGAGAUCAGCCAGGAAACGGCCGUGAAUCCGGUCGACAUCGUCAGCACGCUGCAGUCGCUUCAGAUGCUCAAGUACUGGAAAGGAAAGCACCUGGUCUUAAAAAGACAGGACCUGAUCGACGAAUGGAGGUCCAAAGAUUUGAAGCGCGGCAGUGGCAAGGCGAUCGACCCCGCAGCGCUGAAAUGGAGCCCGCCUAAAGGGACCUAACGGGCGUCGGCACCCCGCCAGCACUCCUAGUCUGCACUCGCACUGUAGUCACUGUUAGAGUCCACAUAAGGAACUAGUGCACGCCUAGUUUUAAACGUGUUGCGUUAAAAAAAAUUAAAAGCAGCCGAUGAGUGUUUUCCAGAUCCUGCUAAGUCGCACUCAGCUGUGCGGUUUUUCGGGAACAGGGUUGAGAAACGCUGAUCACUGGAUUCUCACACUCUGUAUUUAACGAUACAUGCGUAUCAAACUAAUGUUAGCGCCAUCGCUGAUGUCAGCAUGCUUCCCAAGCUAGCGGUGUUUCCCUAAAUCCUGCUAAAAUGUAAACAGUUUACUGUAAACACCAUUCUUCCAACGUAAUAUUUUAUAUACUAUAUGACUUUAACCAUGCAGUUGUAAAGAGCCCGGUGUAAGCUCCCAUUAUCGUUAGCUAUGUUAAAACCUUGUGCAAAGCUUCAAACUAGCAAAUUACGUUUGGCAUAAAUCGGGAACCAAGUAUAAAUGACGUUUUUUUUGCAAUCGUAUUAAAAGUAAAGGCCUUGUGCUGAACAUAACCAGACCUCUCCCAGUAAAUUGUCAUUAACGAAACCAGAAUGUUACACAAGUACUAAAACUCCUAUCUUUAUAUUACAUCUUUACUGAAAUCCUAUUUCAGUACAUUUACAUAUGGACUCAAAUCCUGUUUAGUUUUUUGCAUUAGCCUUGAACUUGUGUAAUAUCUUAUGUCAGUACUGAAACGCCUUUAAAUACAUUGUCAUUUCUAAACCGCUUUCAGUAUUUUAUGUCAGUAAUGAAAUUCCUUUCAGUGUGUUACAUAAGUACUGAAAUCCGUUUUAUUAUGUUAUGUCAGUAUUGAAACCAAUUUCAGUAUUGUCAGUUUUCAAUCCCCUUUCUUUAUGUCAGUACUGAAACCCAGUUCAGUCUGUUAUGUCAGGACUGAAACCCCCUUCGGUAUGUUGGGUCAGGACUGAAACCCCUUUUAGUAAACUUUCAGUUGUAAAACUCAUUUUAGUAUAUUACGUCAGCGCUGAAACCUGUUUAGUACAUCACUUCAGUGCAGAAACCCUCUUUAUUCAAGUACAGUGGAACCUUGGAUUAUGAGCAUGACUCGUUCCGGAAGUGGGCUCGUAUUCCAAAACACUUGUAAACCAAAUAGAAUUUUCCCAUAAGAAAUAAUGGAAACUCAAAUUAUUCGUUUCACAGCCC
This is a messenger RNA of Clarias gariepinus (North African catfish), 3193 nucleotides long. RefSeq names its product K(lysine) acetyltransferase 7a (gene kat7a). Gene Ontology annotation, biological process: regulation of DNA-templated transcription. The transcript is spliced from 16 exons. The record is from RefSeq and is a predicted model, not a curated record. Gene Ontology annotation, molecular function: histone acetyltransferase activity; zinc ion binding. Gene Ontology annotation, cellular component: nucleus. Lineage: Eukaryota; Metazoa; Chordata; Actinopteri; Siluriformes; Clariidae. Bases 155 to 1990 code for a protein of 611 amino acids.